Molecule: messenger RNA, 1569 nt
Organism: Botrytis sinoallii
Lineage: Eukaryota; Fungi; Ascomycota; Leotiomycetes; Helotiales; Sclerotiniaceae
Exons: 1
Coding region: 1-1569 (522 amino acids)
Biological process (GO): galactose metabolic process; carbohydrate phosphorylation
Cellular component (GO): cytoplasm; cytosol
Molecular function (GO): galactokinase activity; ATP binding
Source: RefSeq, a predicted model, not a curated record
AUGGCUGGCAUUGUACCUGUCGCAAAGUCUCUCAAAGACAUCUACACCGAAGAUGCCUUGACUGCACAAACCAAGAGAUGGGACAAUCUUCUCAAGCAAUUCAAGAGCAAUUAUGGACACGAUGCGCAGUUCGUUUCACGAUCUCCAGGACGUGUCAACAUUAUCGGCGAGCACAUUGAUUACUCUUUGUACUCUGUCUUGCCUAUGGCCAUAACUGCAGAUGCCUUACUCGCAGUUUCCACCCAAAUCGAUGAAUCCGCUUCGACUAGUACAACAUUCAAGGUGCGAGUUUCGAAUGUGCAGGCAGAUAAGUUCCCAGCACAUGAAUUCGAUAUACCAUUCGAUGCAGUGGAGAUCGAUUCCAAGGUACAUGAGUGGACAAAUUACUUGAAGUCUGGACUCCGGGGUGCUUUAGAGUUAUUGAGAAAGAAACAUGGAGACGGCUUCAAACCCAAGAGUAUGGAAGUUUUGAUGGAUGGAACCGUACCUGCUGGUGGUGGAUUGAGUAGUUCUGCUGCUUUCACUACAGCUUCUGCCCUUGCAGUUAUGUUUGCUAAUGGCGAGCAAUCUGUUGACAAGACGCAACUCACAGAAUUGGCAAUUGUCAGUGAAAGAGCAGUAGGUGUCAACUCGGGCGGAAUGGAUCAAUCUGCAUCAGUCUUCUCCAUUCGUGGCUCAGCAUUAUAUGUCUCUUUCAAUCCAACCUUGACUGCAAAGCCCGUCCACUUCCCCAAAACAAACCCCGAACUCACAUUCGUUAUUGCACAAUCGUUUGUUGCAGCUGAUAAGCAUGUCACUGGUCCAGUAUGCUACAACUUGAGAGUUGUAGAAUGCAGUCUUGCCGCGGCCUAUCUUCACGCAGCUAUCAACAAAUCUAAAGAUCCCCUUCCUUCCGACUCUGGACCAUUGGGUGUCUCGCUUCACGGAUUCCAUAGCAAAUAUCUUGGAGAUUCCACUGCACCGCUCGAAGAACAACUUUCGGAACUUAUUGAACUCACAAAGAAAACAUUCACAAAAGAAGAGGGAUAUACUAGAGAAGAAAUUGCAUCCGUCAUUAACAUGACAGUCCCUGAGUUUAACGAGCGCUUCACUUCCACAUUCCCCGUCCGCGCUGAACAUUUUAAGCUUCGCCAAAGAACCCUUCACGUUUUCACCGAGGCCCUUCGAGUUCUAAAGUUUAUGAAAGUUCUCGAACAUCCCGAAUCCUAUCUCAAUGCCGAUGGUGGUGAUUCCACUGAAACUUUCAACCGAAAGCUGGGUGACCUAAUGAACGAAACCCAAACCAGCUGCAGAGAAGACUUUGACUGCAGUUGUCCCGAACUAGACGAACUUUGUGAAAUAGCAAAGAAAGCAGGCAGCUAUGGAAGUAGAUUGACUGGUGCCGGAUGGGGCGGAUGCAGUGUACAUUUGGUACCUGCGAAUAAGGUUGAUGCGGUUAAAGAGGCUUGGGAGAAGGAGUAUUACUCAAAAAAGGACUUGUCCAAGGAGCAGAGGGAAGCGGCAAUCGUGGUUAGCAAACCUGGUAGCGGAAGUGCGGUAUUUGUUGUUGAAGGUGGAAAUGUUGCUUAG